GGUCCUUUUGCCACAAUGAUAUUGGGGGACUUGGGAGCUGAGGUGAUUAAAGUUGAGAGACCAGGACUGGGUGAUGACACACGGGCCUGGGGACCUCCUUUUGUGGGUGAAGAGAGUGCCUAUUUUCUCAGUGUCAACAGGAACAAAAAGAGCAUUGCUGUAAAUCUUAAAGAUCCUAGAGGGACCAAGAUUAUACGAGAGUUGGCCAGAGUGUGUGAUGUCCUGGUUGAGAACUACCUGCCAGGCAAGUUGGAUGAGAUGGGACUGGGUUACAGAGAUAUCUGUGAAGUUGCUCCUCAGCUGGUCUACUGCUCCAUCUCAGGAUAUGGACAGACAGGACCUCAGUCACAUAAGCCUGGAUAUGACUCCAUUGCAUCUGCAGUUUCUGGGAUGAUGCACAUCACUGGCCCUGAGGAAGGAGAUCCAGUCAGGCCCGGGGUUGCCAUGACCGACUUGGCCACUGGGUUGUACGCCCAUGGGGCCAUACUGGCUGCUUUGCUGCAGAGACAGAAGACAGGAAAAGGUCUUCACGUUGACUGUAACCUUUUGUCUUCUCAGGUGGCUUGUCUGACCCAUAUUGCUGCAAACUACCUUAAUUCUGGCAAGGAGGCAAAGCGAUGGGGAACUGCUCAUGAGAGUAUAGUUCCAUAUCAGGGCUUCAAGACACAAGAUGGACACCUUGUUGUUGCUGCUGGUAACAACCGACAGUUUGUCAAAGUGUGCAAAGUUCUCAACCUGAACCACUUGGCGGACAAUCCCAAAUACAAGACCAACAAGUUAAGAGUCCAGCAUCGAAAGGAACUGCUUCAGAUUCUGUCAGAAAGGUUCUCCAUGGAGCCGACCGGAGAGUGGCUGAGGAGGUUUGAGGGGACUGGCGUUCCCUGUGGCCCUAUCAACAGCAUUCAGCAGGUGUUCUCCGACCCACAGGUUGCACACAAUGGAUUGAUUCUGGAGAUCGACCACCCAACAUCAGGAAGUAUUGCGGUGCCUGGUCCAGCUGUCCGUUUUAGCAGUUUUGAGUUCGACAGACCGCACCCGCCCCCCGUGAUUGGUCAGCACACAGUGGAGGUUCUCAGAAACACUCUUGGAUACAGUGACGAUGCAAUCAGCGACCUGCUUGCCUCCCAGACUGUUACUCAGAACAAGGUCCAGUGA
Chanos chanos (milkfish) is the source of this 1155-nucleotide messenger RNA. It is a transcript of the gene sugct, whose product is annotated as succinyl-CoA:glutarate-CoA transferase. Gene Ontology annotation, molecular function: succinate-hydroxymethylglutarate CoA-transferase activity. Bases 16 to 1155 code for a protein of 379 amino acids. Gene Ontology annotation, cellular component: mitochondrion. NCBI's taxonomy places the organism in Eukaryota, Metazoa, Chordata, Actinopteri, Gonorynchiformes, Chanidae. The transcript has 12 exons. The record is from RefSeq and is a predicted model, not a curated record.